AUGGCUGCCGCUUUUGCUGGGUGGCUGCGCGUCGCCUACGUGAUCCUGCUGGUCUUUUCGACGCUGUGCCAAGCAAGAUACGCGUCCGCCAUUUGCCCCUCGGAGAGCAACAUCCGUCCAUGUUCGUGCACACUAAUUGCUCUCGGAAUUAGAGUGUGGUGUUCGCGCAUUGCUAAUGAACACACCCUGCGCACCAUAUUGGCCUACCUGAGCAGCUACAAGCUGAAUUCACUCUCACUGGAGCACCUUAACUUUACGCUGACGCCGGACCUGUUCGACAGACUCGAGGUGGUCACGGUGAAGGUAAUGCAAUCGGAGUUUCGGAUAGAGAACCCUAUCGCCGAGCUGCACGCCUCGGGUGUGCCGAGCCGCAUCGAAGCUUUGAACGUGAGGCAGUCGACUCUCGACCUGGGUGACAGCUCCUUGGCCAUCCUGCGGGGACUCAGGCACAUCGAGGUAAUCAACAGCAACAUUGCGGUUCUAAGAAGGCGCUGGUUCAGCGGGCUGGGCCGGCUGAACCAGCUCGAGAUUGAGAAUACCAAGAUGAAACGCUUGGAAGACCGAGCGCUCGCGGGGCUCAACGAAGUGCAGAGAAUCGUCCUCAAGGCCAAUGAACUCAAGGAACUGCGGAGGAGUUACUUCCCCGAACUGGCCGCAAAGCUGGCUCACCUCGACUUCAGGUAA
Molecule: messenger RNA, 684 nt
Organism: Rhipicephalus sanguineus (brown dog tick)
Lineage: Eukaryota; Metazoa; Arthropoda; Arachnida; Ixodida; Ixodidae
Exons: 1
Coding region: 1-684 (227 amino acids)
Molecular function (GO): protein binding
Source: RefSeq, a predicted model, not a curated record